This is a messenger RNA of Aegilops tauschii subsp. strangulata, 1685 nucleotides long. RefSeq lists its product as uncharacterized. NCBI's taxonomy places the organism in Eukaryota, Viridiplantae, Streptophyta, Magnoliopsida, Poales, Poaceae. The record is from RefSeq and is a predicted model, not a curated record.
ACGAAGCACAUGAUGAAAAUGUGCUGGGAAAGAGAGCUGCAAACAUGCUGAUAGAUGCUGGGAGAAGUCAAAAGGAGUGGUACCCAGGAGGAACUAGUCAUCAUCAAUAUUAUUAAGGUAGAGCUGUGGAUCGAACCAAGGCUGGCUAACCCAUCGACCAUGGUGCAAACCAGCAAGCCCCUGGGUGACUUCUCUAGAUGUUGGGGAAACAUCCAGACACCAUUUUGCAGGUAUCAAACUUCUUUUAAGAUGUUGUGGACAAGAAAAAUAAGUGCUGCAAGGAUGAAAGAGAUGCCAUGUGGGCAAAGAAGCCAAUAAGUGAAGGAAACUAUCGUCUGCUUCAGAUUGGGGUGCUUUGAGUUGAGCUGUUGAGACACAAGUUGAAUGGGCUUGGUAGCGCAGGGAAGGGAAUCGGAUGGAGCAUUUCAGUGUGGUGGGGUACAGGGGCCGGUGCAGGAGGAUGGAUACAUCGCAGCAUCGCUGGCAAGUCCACUGCAGAAACUGGUCCAGAAUCUCAUCGAGCGCUGUCUCCAGCUGUAUAUGAACCAGAAAGAAGUGAUUGAUACCCUCUCCCUUGAGGCCAAGAUAGAACCGAGCUUUACUGAACUUGUUUGGCAAAAACUUGAGGAAGAGAACCGUGAAUUUUUUAAGGCAUACUAUUUGAGGCUGAUGCUUAAGAAUCAAAUAACGGCCUUCAACAAGCUUCUUGAGGAUCAGUUCCAGCUUAUGAACAAAGACUAUUCUUCAGGGAUCCCUUCUAUGCCUCUUACUAAUGGCUCCAACUCCACAACAUUGAAGCAAAACUCGUGCUUUUUACCAGAGUCUGGUCCCAUAUCUGCAAUGCCAAAUGGUGUGAUGCGCAAUGGAAGUUCAGGUGGUUUAGUAAAUGGAACAUCAUCUGGUGAUCAUUCAAUUUAUGGUGGUAAAGACAUUCAUGGUCCUCAUAGUAGCAUGGAUGCUUCAACCAACGUGCUACCAGCCCAAAAUGCAUCUGCUCUGCUGUAUGGUGCAGAUAAUAAUGGUACAACAAUAAAGACAGAGUCAAGCUAUUCGAGCAACGCUGAUUUUGCUUUCUGUGGGAACGCUUUCCUUGAAUCAUGCCAAUCAAUUGGCGAUGCCUCGGGUGGUUCCUUUAGCAGCUCAGAUUUGAACGGGCAACCACUGAAUGAUGCACUUUUGGAUAUGGAGUCAUCGUCAUUUGGCUUCUUGAGCCAGAUUCCCCGGAAUUUCAGUUUUUCAGACUUAACAGAGGGGUUCAAUCAAAAUACAGAAGUAUUAGAGAAUUAUGGCAGGUCGCCAUUUCUCUCAUCUGAGCCAAAUAACUUCUCAGAUUCUACAGGUGGAGAACAUACAGGCUGAGCAGCUACCCACCUUUUUGUACAUAUUCAUGGAGAACUUGAGCAACUUUCAUGCUAGCCUUUUCCCUUAUCAGUUCCGAUGUCUUGUAAUGUAGAGUAUGGGAUGAGUUGUAACUUGAUCAAAAGAUGCAGCAGAUCUGGCCCCCGGUCGCUUGCCGAAGGUAUUGUAGUUGUGCCCUGCCUUGUACAUUGGUGUUGUGCUGUAAGAUCAGCAUUAGUAGCUGUGAUGUUAAAUUUGCUGGGUUAAUGGGUUAUGUUCUUGUCUGGCAUGUACAACAGAAGUUUAUUAAUUUCAAGUGAAUGCUGACGAGAGAGUUUGAUUUGUGA